Messenger RNA from Microstroma glucosiphilum, 744 nucleotides. RefSeq lists its product as hypothetical. The record is from RefSeq and is a predicted model, not a curated record. The transcript has 2 exons. NCBI's taxonomy places the organism in Eukaryota, Fungi, Basidiomycota, Exobasidiomycetes, Microstromatales, Microstromataceae. Bases 1 to 744 code for a protein of 247 amino acids.
AUGGAAUCAAUGAUCAACAAGGCCAAGGAGUUUGCCAGCUCCGAGAAGGGCCAGAACAUGAUGGACAAGUUCGGCGGCAACAAGAACAACAACAACAACAACGAUGACUCUUCCUACGGAGGCAACAACGACAACAGUUCCUACGGUGGGGGCAAUGACAAUAGCUCGUACGGAGGCAACGAUAACAGCUCCGGUGGUGGUGGAGGUGGAUUUGGAAUGCAAGACGCCAGCUCUGGUGGUGACUCCUACGGCUCUGGUGGUGGCCAAGGUGGCUUCGGCGGUGACACUUCUGGUCAGGGAGGCUACGGUGCCAAUGACGGCGGAGACUCCUACUCUUCUUCCAACCAGCAAGGUGGAGGAGGCUACGGUGGCUCCGGCGGAGGACAAUUUGGCGACGACAGCUCUUCUGGUGGUGGACGCCAAGGUGGAGGAGGCUUUGGUGGUGGAGGUCAGGACGACUUCUCUUCUGGUGGUGCACGCCAAGGAGGAGGAGGAGGCUUCGGCGGUGGAGGUCAGGACGACUUCUCUUCUGGCGGCGGUCAAGGCGGCCAGGGAGGUGGCUUUGGUGGAGACACUUCUGGACAGGGAGGCUAUGGCGCUAAUGAUGGAGGUGACUCCUUCUCGUCUUCCAACCAGCAGGGCGGAGGCUAUGGAGGAUCUGGUGGAGGCCAAUUUGGCGAUGACAGCGGCUCUGGCGGUGGCGGUGGUGGAUACGGUGGCGGCGGUCGUGAUGAUCAGUACUAA